Molecule: messenger RNA, 180 nt
Organism: Rhizophagus irregularis DAOM 181602=DAOM 197198
Lineage: Eukaryota; Fungi; Glomeromycota; Glomeromycetes; Glomerales; Glomeraceae
Source: RefSeq, a predicted model, not a curated record
AUGCGCGUUACGCUAGGCUUACACAAAUGGCACGGGAUUAUUUGUUACAACUUGCAAGCAAUCAGUGUAUCUAGUGAGCAGAUAUUUUCAAUAGCUAAACAUACCAUUAGUCCAAUACGUAACCGAUUAUCAGAAGAAAUUAUUCGUGCAAGUCUUUGUCUAAAGACAUGUAUGAUAUAA